AUGGCCGCCAUCGAAAGAGGAAACGAACGUUUGUUGUUGUUUCCGUGGGCGGGGGGAGGGAGCCUCAGAGAGUACUGGGAUGAUGAACCACGGACGCUUCCCACUGCUUCCACCAUUAAGGAACUGCUCGUCCAGCUGGAAGGCCUCGCCAAUGCACUUCGCCAGCUCCACUACUUCGGCUUGGAAGAAGACACAAAUAACCGGACAGAUCCAGACGAACAACAGGGUGAUGGCACAAAAGAUGUCACCGAGGAAUACAGCGCCGGGACAUCUAUCCGCCAUGGAGAUCUCAAACCUGAAAAUCUUCUCUGGUUUACGGAAAAUGGCGGCCGACGUCUAACAAUAGCCGACAUGGGUCUAGCGAAGCGUCACAGCUUCGCCACACAGGAACGACCGAAACCCACCACGACCAACUCGGCAACGAUUCUAUACGAAGCACCUGAAGCGAAGACAUCCCUUGGGAAGAAAGCGAGGUCCCGUCAGUAUGACAUCUGGUCGAUGGGAUGCAUCAUAACAGAAUGGAUGAUCUGGAUUCUGUACGGCAAUACCGAACUCAAGAGGUUCUACAACCACAUAAUGGGACCCAAUCCGGAACCCCACAAGUGGGUUCCUUACUACGAAAUCACUCCAACCGAUGAAGGCCCCGAUCUAGCGGCUGCUGCAGCACCUAGAGAAAGGUCGCAGGCUCUCCUCUCGCCCGGACAGAUUCACCAGAACAACAAACAGGCAACGACAAGUGUCAGCCUUCAAGUCCCUCCAACGCCAAGUGCAAGACUUGAAAACUGGGAGUUUCCCGUCGACAACGGGUUCGCCAAAAAUGUCGCACUCCGCCUGGGCGAGGCUUCGUUAAACUUCCAUCACUCGGCACCUACGUUCCUCUGCGAUCGCUGCGCCAAACUCAGAUUCUGGGAUCCAGGUUUCUACUUCGAAGACAGCUACGAUAGACUCCAGCAAAAGUCAUAUUCCUGUCAGCUGUGCGAAAUGCUUUGGCACGCGUGUUCCAAUUUGCCUGGGGCGGGUCGCCCUCGCGCGGCUGUUCGCUUUGAGAGGGUCGAGUCGAUCAUCAAGUUGAUAGGCAUCCAGACGCUGCCAGUUCUUUCGAUUCUAAGAAACUUUAAAAGUUCGUACUUGGUCUCGAAUUUCCAGAUUGGGUUUCCACAACUUCCAAAAGCUGGUACUGGCCUAUUCUUCAACAUACUGGAGUACUGGUUACAAGACUGCGAUAACCACCAGGGCUGCAGAGUCACAGGGGAGGCAAGGCUUCCCACCAGGUUGAUUGACGUGGGGACACAGCAACUGCCAAUCUUACGACUUGUCGAGACAGGCGAGGGUAUCUCUGGCGACUCCAGAUACAUUGCUCUAUCUCACCGCUGGGGCGACACCAGAAAGCACCGGCCUUUUUGCACGCGUCUCAAGGACGAGAACGGACACGACAUUGAGUCUUUCAGGAAAGCCAUUCCCUACAAGGAUGUGCCACAGACAUUUAGAGAUGCUAUAGAGACGACCCGCCGUCUAGGCAUCCGGUACCUCUGGAUCGACUCUUUGUGCAUUAUCCAAGGGGAUGGCGGAGAUUUCAACACCGAGGCCAAGCGUAUGGAGGACGUCUUCAGUUGCGCUUACUGCGUGAUCGCAGCCAGUCGAGCCUCCAACCCGCACGAUGGCUUCCUGGGAGACAGACCACAGCGCCAAUUCAUCGCAAUGCCACAAGAAGAAUCCAGCUCUGUCUUUUUGUGCGAGGCAAUCGAUGAUUUCGGCCGACACGUGCUGGAUGGCGCUCUCAACCAGCGCGGCUGGGUUCUCCAGGAACGUGCUCUUGCGCGACGAACGAUCUAUUUCACGGAGGCCCAGGCAUACUUCGAAUGUGGUAAAGGGGUGAGGUGCGAAACUCUUGCAAAAAUGCAGAACAGCAUGGCAGAGUUUCUGGGUGAUGCAAGGUUCCCCGAAAAGGCCAUGAAGGAAAACUCACGCGCCAUCAAGAUACGCUACUUCCAGGAUCUGUAUCGUCGAUACUCGCAGCUCGAGUUCAGCCAUAUCCAAGAUCGUCCCAUCGCCAUCGCCGGUCUGGAGAACAGACUGCGGAAAGCGUACUGGAGCACGGGCGCCUACGGUAUCUUCGACGACAGACCCGGUCACGGACUCUUCCAUCGAAGCCUGCUCUGGCAGCGGAGUGAGGACGAAGGUGCUUUGAAGCUGAUUGACUUCUCGUUCAAACCCGAAUCUGCGGCCCCGACUUGGUCAUGGAUGGCACACGAGGGAGGUAUUGACUAUCUUGAUCCUCCCUUCCAACAGAUGGAAUGGGAGGAGACGGAAAUUGAGCCGCCCUGGACGGUCGCUGGCAGUGGAGAGUCUCACAACACCCACAACCUUAGAGUUGUUGCGCGGCCAUUCAAUGUGGCGGGGCACAUGCCCGGGGAUGUCAAAUUCGUCUACGACAACCCUGGCCGCGAGAGAGGAUCCGGUGAACAUCGGGCCAUGUGCGUUGUGGUGGCCAAGGAACGAGGAGAUAAGCCAGUGAGCGAGAAGAGGCACUAUGUUCUUGUUGUUACGGGUUCUGGAGCCGUAUCUGGCGACGACAAGAGGACAUUGUUUAUUCGACAAGGAGUCGGAUAUAUGACGGGGAAAUUUAUUGGGCUAGAAAGUGAACAUGGUUUGGAAGCCAUUGUUCGAUGA
Molecule: messenger RNA, 2670 nt
Organism: Colletotrichum higginsianum IMI 349063
Lineage: Eukaryota; Fungi; Ascomycota; Sordariomycetes; Glomerellales; Glomerellaceae
Product: TOL protein
Exons: 5
Coding region: 1-2670 (889 amino acids)
Biological process (GO): protein phosphorylation
Molecular function (GO): protein kinase activity; ATP binding
Source: RefSeq, a predicted model, not a curated record